CAACUUUUCGUCUUUUCCGAGAACGAAAAGACGUGAAAAGGUGAAAGGAUGUAGACAGUAUUUUGUUCGCAUACUUUAUUACCUGCAAGAAGAGAUUUCUGCAUGUUGUCAAUCUGAUAACUGUUUUAUGAGGAUUUCUUUGUAUAUCUUCAUCUUUUAUGCUGAAUGCUGGUGUAUCCACAUUUUGACACUGCUGGUGUACAGCGAGACUUGAGAAACUUUGGAUUUGUGAAAAGGCAAUGAUAUAAUGAAUGUGUAUGCCUUGAAGAUUGUUAAAAUACUUCCAGUACUAACCUUAACUUUCACAAUUUUGGUGUUUUGUUUUACUGUGUGCAUUGAUAAUGCCAAUGGUAGCUUUGUCAUAUUCAUUCUUAUGUCUCUGGAAGUGUAUGUUAAUUGGAUAGCUAUAUAUCUCAUCAGUUACACAAAUACUGACAAUGAUGCUAAAGAUUCAAGAAUAACAAACAGUGUGCCUCACAAGAACAGUGUUAUAUUAGACAUGAAUCCAGUAACUUUGCCUACAGCAUAUGGAGGAAGGCGUGAUAAUUACAAAAGGUGGGAGACUGUAAGUAAAAGUAACAUGAAUCAAGGCAUUUCAUCACAGAAUAUAGAUAUUAGAAAAAUAUGGUAUUGUUCUAAAUGUCAUACAAACACACCAUUCAGCUGCCAUCAUUGCCCUUUAUGUAACAGAUGUAUUAUAUAUCGUGACCACCACUGCCUGUUUCUGGGAACUUGCAUCUGUUUCAAAAACAUGUGUCAUUUUAUAAUUCUUUGUAUGUAUGUCGGGUUAGUCAGUAUAUACGUGAACAUUCGCUUGUUUCCGCUCCUGUAUGAACAUUUUCAGAAGCAAGAGGAAGGCACCAUAACUUUAUGGCAUCUAAGUUCUAGGUGUUUCUUUCCUGUAGCAUUAGGCAGAUGGUUAUCUAGUCAGGAAGAUCUUUUGUUUCUUUCACUUGUAGCAAUGUUUGAUGUGUUGGUGUCUACUUCUGUCUUCACGCUAGGUUUUGGAAUGUAUCAUUUAUAUCUGGCUCUCACUGGACAAAGCCAGAUAAGACUGAAGGGAGGGAUUGAUAAUCGUAAUUCAUAUUCUAAAGGGAAAGUAAGUUUCAGAGAUUUCCAAAUUAAUUUUGCUGUGAUGUUUGGAAAAUGGGGGGCAUUGAAUUUUAUAUUUCCAAUUGUACUGUUAAAAAAAGUGUUGCACUUGAAAUAUUUUCAAAGGGAAUCUAAGUAUAACUGAAUAAUUUUAAAGAAUUUGUAACAGUAUGAAAAGGAAGAUUUACAUGCUGUUCAUACAGCCAUGGAUGUUUGUCCGCAUUUUCCUGUGUUGUGCUGUCCUGUGUGCAGGUAGAGGCCUUGCAAUGGGCCAAUCCCUCGUCCAAGAAGUCCUACCGAAUGUCUAUAGAUCGAGCCAACAAAAAGUUGGGACCCGCAGUGUUCAUGCACUUGAAGAACGGGUCGUUCCCAGUUCAUACAGUACUACUGUUGGAAUGCUUCCUUCUUUAUAAUUAAUUAAUUAUAAUUGUAAUUAAACCUGCUGUUAUAAAAUUCCAUAAGAUGGAAUACAUUACAUAAGUUUCUAUAUACUACAAUAUGAACACAAAUUCACUGACAACAAAGAGAAUCUUAUUGCUGGUACUUUGCAUGUUGUUUUCAUGUGGACAGAUUAGUGACAAGAAAUCUGGUUUUCACUGACUUAUUAUUGGAUUUUUGUUGAUUCUAGUGAAGGGUUAUAUCUAAAAUUAUAUUUGUAAGCUGCUCUAUUGAACAAUAUUGGCUUCUUAAUAAAACAUUUGUUGGAACAAAAUGUUAUGUAUAAAAUAAAUAAAAAAUGGCCAACAUGUUU
Messenger RNA from Zootermopsis nevadensis, 1843 nucleotides. RefSeq lists its product as uncharacterized. Gene Ontology annotation, cellular component: endoplasmic reticulum; Golgi apparatus. Gene Ontology annotation, molecular function: protein-cysteine S-palmitoyltransferase activity. Gene Ontology annotation, biological process: protein targeting to membrane; peptidyl-L-cysteine S-palmitoylation. NCBI's taxonomy places the organism in Eukaryota, Metazoa, Arthropoda, Insecta, Blattodea, Termopsidae. The record is from RefSeq and is a predicted model, not a curated record.